This is a messenger RNA of Tyto alba (common barn owl), 11088 nucleotides long. RefSeq names its product GRAM domain containing 1B (gene GRAMD1B). Gene Ontology annotation, molecular function: sterol binding; sterol transfer activity. The record is from RefSeq and is a predicted model, not a curated record. Gene Ontology annotation, cellular component: endoplasmic reticulum-plasma membrane contact site; endoplasmic reticulum membrane; plasma membrane. NCBI's taxonomy places the organism in Eukaryota, Metazoa, Chordata, Aves, Strigiformes, Tytonidae. The transcript is spliced from 21 exons. Bases 16 to 2649 code for a protein of 877 amino acids. Gene Ontology annotation, biological process: intracellular sterol transport.
GAGAAAGGGCAUCUGAUGCCAGCUGCCAAUAUGACAGAAACCCUGCAGCUCCCGGCGUUGCAAGUCCCAGAGCAGCAGGUGGUGGAGGGUGGCUGUGCCUGGUCCAGUUCGUCCACCCCAACCCUGCGCAGGAAGCGCUUCAAGAUGAGGCGGAUGAAGAAUGUGCAGGAGCAGAGCCUGGAGGCCAGCAGGUAUCAGGAUUCUCCUUCCUCCAGCAAAGAAUACCUGCAGCUCCCAUCCAUUGAAAUCACCCCCUCCAGUGAUGAGGACACCCCCUGGUCCAACUGCUCCACUCCCAGUGCCUCGCCGCGGCGCAAGCGCUUCCUCCUUCGGAAGUGGCUGCGUGUGAGAGAGAAGAAGGAAUACAGUGAGAGCAGCAGCCAGCAGAGCAGCCAGCAAAGCAGCCACGAUGAUGACUCGUCACGAUUCUUGAGCCCUUGCAUGCGUGACGACAGUACUGCCAGUAACUCAAACCGCAGCACACCUGCCUGCUCCCCGAUCCUGCGCAAACGCUCCCGGUCCCCGACACCGCAGGACUCCCAAGGAGACACCAUGGUGGAAAAAGGCUCAGACCACUCGUCAGACAAAUCCCCUUCCACGCCGGAGCAGGGUGUACAGCGUAGCUGUUCCUCUCAGUCAGGCCGCAGUGGGGCCAAGAACUCCAAGAAAAGCCAGAGUUGGUAUAAUGUGUUGAGUCCAACUUACAAACAACGGAAUGAAGAUUUCAGGAAACUCUUCAAACAGCUUCCUGACACGGAGCGCCUCAUCGUAGAUUACUCAUGUGCGCUACAGAGAGACAUUCUCCUGCAGGGCCGCCUCUACCUCUCUGAAAACUGGAUCUGCUUUUAUAGCAACAUCUUCCGUUGGGAGACACUGCUGACAGUUCGCUUGAAGGAUAUCUGCUCGAUGACCAAGGAAAAAACAGCACGGCUCAUUCCUAAUGCCAUCCAAGUUUGCACUGACACUGAAAAGCACUUUUUUACUUCCUUUGGGGCUCGAGACAGGACGUACAUGAUGAUGUUCAGACUCUGGCAGAAUGCUCUCCUUGACAAGCCUCUCUGUCCAAAGGAGCUCUGGCACUUUGUCCACCAGUGUUAUGGGAAUGAGCUGGGUCUGACCAGUGAUGAUGAAGACUACGUGCCUCCUGAUGAUGACUUCAACACAAUGGGCUACUGUGAAGAAAUCCCUGUGGAAGAGAAUGAAGUCAACGAUAGCUCCUCAAAAAGCAGCAUGGAGGCCAAGCCAGAAGCUAGCCCUCAGCUGCCAAAGAAAUCUGUCACUGCCAGCACGUUGACAUCUACGGGAAGCAGUGAAGCGCCAGCCUCGUUUGAUGGAGUGCUACCAGAAGAGGAGGAGGCAGUGGUGGAGAGUCCUGUGGAAAAAGACAUUGGCAUUGCAAAUAUCAUGGGAGAGAAGAUAGAGAUCAUCAGCCCCGUGAACUCCCCUUCCCUAGACUUCAAUGACAAUGAAGACAUUCCCACUGAGCUCAGUGACUCGUCAGAGACCCAUGAUGAAGGGGAAGUCCAAGCCUUUUACGAGGAUCUGAACGGCCGUCAGUAUGUGAAUGAAGUGUUCAACUUCAGCGUGGACAAGCUGUAUGACUUGCUUUUCACGGACUCCCAGUUCCAGAGGGACUUCAUGGAGCAGCGCCGGUUCUCUGAUAUUAUCUUCCAUCCCUGGAAGAAGGAAGAAAAUGGCAAUCAGACCAGAGUGAUCUUGUAUACCAUUACCCUCACCAACCCUCUGGCCCCCAAAACUGCCACUGUCACUGAGACGCAGACAAUGUACAAAGCCAGCCAGGAAAGCGAGUGCUAUGUCAUAGAUGCAGAGGUGCUAACUCACGACGUCCCCUACCAUGAUUAUUUCUACACCAUUAACCGCUACACGUUGACUCGUGUUGCCAGAAACAAAAGCCGACUCAGGGUUUCCACAGAGCUACGUUACAGGAAACAGCCUUGGGGGCUGGUGAAAUCCUUCAUUGAGAAGAAUUUUUGGAGCGGCCUCGAAGAUUAUUUCCGUCAUUUGGAGAGUGAACUGACCAAAACCGAGAGCACGUACCUGGCUGAGGUCCACAGACAAUCCCCCAAAGAGAAAGUGAGCAAGCAAUCGACCGUGCGCCGGAGGAAACGGGCCCAUGCCCAUCUGCGGGUGCCACACUUGGAGGAGGUGCUGAGUCCCGUCACCACCCCCACGGAUGAGGAGGUUGCACAUCGAAUCAAGCACGUGGCAGGUUCCACUCAGACACGGCACGUCCCUGAGGAGAGCCCCAGCGGCUUCCACCUGCAGAGUGUCUCCAAGCUGCUCCUUGUCAUCAGUUUUGUGAUCUGUUUCAGUCUGGUGCUGCUGGUCAUUCUCAAUAUGAUGCUGUUCUACAAACUCUGGAUGUUGGAAUAUACAACGCAGACGCUCACGGCAUGGCAGGGUUUGCGGCUACAGGAGAGGUUGCCCCAGUCUCAGACAGAGUGGGCCCAGUUACUAGAAUCUCAGCAGAAGUAUCAUGACUCGGAGCUCCAAAAAUGGCGUGAGAUCAUCAAAUCCUCAGUGAUGCUUCUAGACCAGAUGAAGGAUUCACUAAUAAAUCUUCAGAAUGGCAUCGGGUCCCGGGACUUCGGGUCAGAUCCAGAGGAGAAACGGAAACGUUUCCACUAACAGGCAGGAAUGCAGGAGGCCAGAGGACGGUGUGCAAUAUGUGUAAAUAGGAUAUAUAAAUAUAUAUAUAUAUAAAUAUAUAUAUAUAUACAGAAUAUAAAUAUAUAUAUUAUAUACAGAUUUUAAGAGAAAAAAAAGCCUAUGUAUCGAGAGGAAGGAUUGACCUCCAACACUGGCUGACAUGGAGCGUCUCGGUGGUAGCGUGGGGUGUGUGUGUGUGUGGAGGGCUGUGCUCUCCUGGCACUGAGGUGCGCUUAGGGGUGUGCCCCAGUGUGCUCCCCUGGGCCUGUGCACCACUCUUCUGUAAUAUUCCUGUCUGUCUGUCUGUCUGUUUUGUUUUUGUUGUUUCAAAGGGAAGCAUCAGAGUGAGUGCCCCCCCCGCCCCUCCCUGCGCAUGAAGGUCUCUGAUUGAGUCUAUUUAUCUGUACAUACAAAGGGGACACUGUCACCUCUCUUACCUUGCUGGCUUCAGGGCAGAGAGGUUUUGGCAAUCGCCGUCAAUCCCUUACAGAACUAAAUGGCAUUUGGAGAGGAGGCUUCUGGAGGAUACUGCUGUAGGUCUGUAGAGAGCAGAUCUCGCUGGCGUUCACCUUCUGUACUUCCUGGAGCAGAAAUACAAUUUGCUGUCAUGCCGGCCAGCCUGGUUCAGAGAGCAAAGCACAGAAUGUAAAUGAGCCGAAAUGCUUUCUAUGCAAACACUAGUUUGCCGCCUCCUGUUAUUGAUACUGCAUGAAUGGCCAAGGAGAUGGUGGGGAGGGGAGUAUCUGCCUACGAGGUGCGUGGGUGGAAGAGAGCCACACCGCGGCAAGUACACUUCUGGUCCCUUUGACAGUGUCCCCUUUGCCGUUUCUGUUGUUCUCUGCUUUCUUUGUGCUUGGGCCCCUGCCAUUAAGCCAUCCCUGUGCUGAAGAUCCACAUUGGUGCUGAAAGGGCAACUACCUGUGCAGCUUCCCAUGCUAGGGGGAGUACCCCAACUUAAAACCAAACUUAGUAUUUAUUUGCAACUGCUACCCUGCUCAGCAAAUGUCCCUCCUGCCCCUGGUCUGCGGGACCGUUUUGCUUGUACCACCUAGCCCGUACCUUGUCUCACAGACUACGGAAAAUGUCAGGGAGAAAAAGAACAAUUUCCUUUCCUUCACUGUGGGUAUUUACAUGACCGCAUCUAUAGAGCAACAAGGCCUCCAGAAGAGGUUAGGGGAAGGGUCAUGGGGACCAAAGAAGAGAAAGAAAACAAAACAGGGACUGUCAGUGGGUGGCAGGAUAGAUCUGGAGGGGUAUCCACAGUGCGAGGCAUCUGACUGGUAUCUCUCAUAAGCUGGAUAGCGAAGCAUUUGCUCUAUAAGCAAGUCAGGUGGUGGAGCUGCAUUAAAAAGACAAUAUGCAUUUUUACUUGGUCUGGGGAAUCAUUCCAGACUCCCAUUAGCAGCCAAAUGAGGAAGAAGGGCAGCAAGGCUGCGCUGCGUGGUGUACCAAACGCCACUGUGCCCAGUUGGGAUGCUUGUUUGAAUGUUUAAUAAAUGCUUUCUCAUCUUACCCAGCGAGGUAGGUUAGGUGAUAUGUGACGCCCUCAAUCUCCACCUUGUUCAACACCGGGAUUUUUCCACCUUCUGAAUGGCAGGAGGGAGGCAGCUGCCUAUUCCCCUUAUGCAAAGGGUGCAGUUCUCACUCGUCCAUCGUCUCUAGCUCCGAUGGACACUGAAAGAGCAGGGGAUGUAAGGGUGAGUAACUGCUCUUCGCAUCUCUGUACCAGAAACUCUCAUCUGCACAGCUGGGUGACAAAGUGGAGUCUAAGGAAAACCCUCACACGCUCCCACUUGUGCAUUCCUAUCAGGGAAAGGUAACGUAUGUACAAGUAACCUGCUGCUUUCUCCCAACCUGCCUACAAUUUUGAUGACCAAGUGCUGAACACAACAUGCCCUGCAGAAGAUGACUCACACUGGAAGGAGCGUGGAUGAAGAUGGGAUAUCAAAAAGACAUUUAAGAGUGUGAGAGCAAGGUACAAUUGAGAAAAACAUGCCUCGGCACCUAGAGAGUAAUAUGUAUUUAGGACUAUUUAUUUAAUUUAAUGCUGCUGACUACUGUACUGCUCCCUGACCUUUUUCCAGGGAGGCUGCUGAAAUGGCUACUGUACAAUGAAACUGAGGUGCUAGUACCCGGGACGGGCAUUCUGUGGCUCAUCUUGGGACAGGAGGGCCCCAACUCCCCGCUGUGACUUGAGUCCUGUUUCCCCAUGAGUCCCUCCCACACUUAUUAAGCACAGAAAAAUCCCCUGCUGCCCAUCUUCCACUUUUCUAGAAUUUACUUCCAAGCACCGAGAAAGAAGACAGAGAAGAAUUCCUGUGCUUGCCACCUUGCCCAGGCCAGAAAAGAAAAAGGCCCCAUUUUGAGAGAGAAACCUGACUAUGGGGUCUCUGCCACCUGGCUGGGAGGGUUUUGUACAUAGACACAACCCACCGAGAGGCAGAGAAACCCGUCUGUCUGAGAGGGCUGAAAAUAAAUGCUAGUGAUCAGAGUUGUUUUCUUACCAAUUUCACGUUCUCUUGCUAGUUACGGAGGACAGAAAUCCAUUCGCUCAUCCGUGCGUCCUUCUUCCUCUGCAGCAUUCUUCCAGAGUGCCAUCCCAGUAGGUUCAGGGUGUUCCCCCUAACACGGCUUCCUCAGGCUUGGCCCUAGAGACAGAAUUGCACAAGCUCCAUUAAAUUACUGCAAGGCCCCGCAGAAGCAGCUGUAACAGUCUGAAGCACUAGUAUUUAUUCUGCCCACCCACUACGUUAAACGGGGUUUAUCGUGUUUGAUGUAUCCUGAUCAGAGCUACACUAAAUCCUUCAGUACAGAACAUAAGGGUGGUGGUUGCCAAACAGAACCUUGCACGUGCAGUGCCCUUCAGACCAAGGAAGGUUUCUCUUUGAGGCCUUAAGUUUCUUUGUCCCUGAUUCCUAGUUACUUUCUUUUUGCCACUUGGCAGCAAGUCUGGCUUGGAGUUGGAGAGGAAACAUGAUCUUUAUUGCCUCUUAAUUUAUCACAGUAGUGAUAAAAGAAAAAAGCAAGGUCUUUUCCUUAAGGCAAAACCCACAAUGGCACUAAAGGUGAGGGCUUAAAACAAAACUUCAGCAUGUUUUCAUCUAGAUGCCUUCCUCUAGAGAACUGUGACAGAAGUCACCUGCUACUGCAGUUGAGUCCCAAGUGACAGAUUAAUUCCUUUUGUAAGCCAUAGCCAAUUUUAGACCCAUCAGUUUAUAUUUCCUGGAGAAAUUAGUAACACUUUCAAGGAGCAAGGCCAGGCAACUCCAAUAAUGUUCCAGGGGGUGGUCCUUUGCCUUCCCUAAGCAGUCAUAGCUUGGCUUCCAUUGUCAGGGUUUCACUGCUCUACUCACUUGCCUUGCUUACCUGCACCAGAAAUCCCACAUCAGUGGUAGUUUUCUUCGUAGUGCCUCACAGACGCGUUGCCCCGCCGAGUCCUCCCUCUGACCCUCCUGCCGCUGCGAGGCUGCCAGGUGAGCGCAGCUGGGGUCUGAUUUGCAGAGUCUGAACAACUGUGAAAGAGGUACUUUUGGAAAAAAAAAAAAGCAUUUCUCCAGCCAAAUGUGCAAACUAAUGCCAGCAGCUUGUAGCCUAAUUCUUGCCAAGAAAGAUGCUGCCUAGUGGGAGGAGGGAGAAGAAGGGACAAGAAGGGACGGAAGGCUCUCGUGUGCCAGUUUGUGUAUCUGUCACCUGUUUAUAUGGGACAAAAAUAUGCUGGCUAAUCCUAGCUUGAUACAAUCCCACAUCUGAUCAAUACACGUCUUCUAAUGCUCACCUUAAAAGAGGACUUUGGGUUAUGGCACCUGGGACAAACUCAAAGUGAAUUUGAGACCUGGAUAACUGCUAUGCAAUCGUGAAUUCAUAAAGUAGAUACCAAAUGUAUCUAGGGCAGCACCUGUGCAUUAAGUCUAGGAAGGACCAAAUGACACAGAUUAUUCCAGGUGGUAAAAUCAGAAGCACAUGGCCAAGACAGAGGCAUUUGCUGGGUCUGCACAUUCCACUUAAAAGAAAGGUACCUGCAAUGGUAAGAAUAAGAGUUAGCUAUGAAUUAACUGGAUAAUCGUGCUUUUUGGGUGCUCAGCAAUUAACUGAUGAUCCAAGGCACGCUUCAGUCAGAAAAGUUUGAUAUGGGUUGAUAUUAACUGCUACUAACUUCUGCAUAAAUCCUUUCUGGCUCCCCUAAGUCCUUUGGGCGAAAAAAAAAAAAAAAAAGUCACACAACUUUGAUCUCCCCUAACAUACCUCAGUUAUGCUGCUAACAUCGAGUACGCAUUUACACCCAGCUUAGAGGCUGCCGUACCAGUCUGGGGCAGCAGUCUGCCCUCCGACCACCUGGCCCCACUUGUCUGCUUUAGAGCUAAGAAAGGGAAACCAAAGGGAUACACAACAUGCGUUUGUUACAAAUAUGACCCCCUACUGAAAGAGGCAAGGUUUCAAGGCACGAUGCUUUGCUGGAUUCAAAGCCAUGACCAAAACCCGCCUCUGAAAUAAUGAUGCCUGCAUUGCCCUGUCCCUUCUCAGAAAGCUUGGCCUGCUCAGCCUGUGUUCGUACCACACAGAGCCCCUUUGUUUCAGCAGCUCACCUGGGGGUAGCUGGGGACAGACUCUGUAGCCCACUUGUCUCCUCAGCACUAAACCAUGUAGCCUACAGGUCUGCUUUUUCCUGCCUUUAUACAAGAAGGUAGAAAUUUGUUUUCCAAAUAGCGGCUGGAGACUCUUUAGGUCAGGGUACUUGAAAUGAGACGUGUUGGAUACGCUAUACAGUCAUUUCUGCGCACAUACACCUGCGAUACACCAAAGCCCAGUGAAAGACACACUUGCAAAUGUCACGCUUUGGCUUUCCACCUCAGAAGUGUUAACCAGAGGGGUGUGCAUACCGGCGGGUUUUGGUGAAUACAGCAUUUGUGUGUCACGUGGCCUUAAUCCCUCUCCCUUUCCUGGUGGCUUUGCCUUCUCAGACGUGUACUUCCAUCAUCUUCCAGUGAUCCUAAGGCACCUAAAUAGAGGAGAUGGACAGAGAGGGCAGCCUGCAGCUUUCACAGCAUCCAGCACUAAGACACAGCGGUGGAGAUGAUGAUUAUCUAUCUCCAACCCUAAAAAGACCAGCACUGCUCACGCGGCAUGAGCUGUAAAAUAGAGGUUAGUGGCAGAGGUUUCGGGGGAGUGAAUUGCUCCUGGUUAGUUGGAGGGGUCUUUCUGUGCUACUGGGAGUGGGAAAACGUUUGGGCCUCCCCUUCCCCUCGGGUUCAUUUACAUGAGCGCAGUUAGCAUAAAGCCAGCACGUGGGUUGAUGUCUGUGGAAGAGCAGUCUGUGCAGGCUGGUACGCAGGCUCUGUAGCAGCAGAGGCUCUGUCCACAGCGGGGCUCGGUCAGAGCGUGUGGCAGAGCUCUCCAGUACGCCUCUGCCCUCCGUGCGGAGCUGCCACGCUCCCGAGGGCACUUCUCCACGGAACGUCCUCCCAGCCUUGCCGUGAUGUGUACCGAGCCAGCCCUUCCAGCCAGGUAGCGCCUGCUCUUCCCAAGGGGGAUGGGAACGAACCGCUUCCCAAGUUAGAGGCGGAACUUUCUGGUUCCGCAGGGUAGGGAAAAGCCCAGACAAUUACAAACGCUUGUAAAGCACGAGUGCCUGGCUCGGGGGAGGCAAGGACUGUCAAGGCAGCCGCUGACGCCCCACAGCUCUUGGCAGACCUGUGCUUUCUGUGCUACCUGCUGAACGCCACAGAGCUCUUUCCGACAGGAUCUCUGCCAGGCUUGCUGCCACUGAUGGGUUUCGUGGUGCAGUCGUGUAGACUCUGGCUUAGUCUUUCCAGCCUGGGCCCUAGUUAAAAUAUCUGGCAGGGGCUCGCUUAAAACAAUACUGGAGAUAGAGACUCUCAGACCAAAGCACCCGAGGUGAGUGGCUCACAGAACAUUUGUGUCAGUGUAGAUUCCGAGACGCGACUGUGCUGACUUUCUGGCCCGUUCCCCCUGCCCGGCAUGCUCUGAGCUCUCUACGCUUCGCAGUCUCCACAGCACGUGUCUCUCUGUGCCAUAAUACAGUUCUUCUUCUAGAUGUGCACACUGGCCAAAUAAUCUCCUCAUGUCUUGAUCGACUGCCGAUUGAGAUUAUUUCCCGAUCUAGCCAGACAGCAUGGGCUUAACUCGUAGCAUGGAUGCGUGGCGUGCCAUGCCCUCCUCUCCCCCCCCACGUUUUGCAGUGCUUGCUGUGGCUUUUCCCUCUCCCCUCACACCUUUGCUGCCGGACAAUCAUUCCCCAUGUCGUAGACGGACUGACCCGGUGCUGUCCCUGCUUGCCUUUCCUUGCCGCAGUCUGUAUGCUCUUCAAGUGAAUGUGUUUUAUUUUUUUUCAAUAGGGAAAAGGACUUCCUUCUGCUGAAGGAAUUAUAUUUGCACAUGGCUCAGGGAGGUACCUCCUCUGGCCGUUUCCGUUACCUCACUCAUUUAGGCCAAUUCCAUUGCUAACGUUAAAUGGCCACCUUCCCCAAUCCAACCCCCCGAGAGAAGUUAGGGAAUAAAACCAAUGUGCAGCUCAGGUUCUAGAGCCAUUCGGUCGUGUCUCAGUUUCGGCCCAAUCUGCCCCCGCGGCGUUAGGAUUGUUACCAAACAGCAGCUUUAUCCGGCAAAGAGCCGGAGCCUGGGCCAGGCGCGCGCCCUUCCCCGUCUUCGCCAGCCCACCUCCCUUGUAGUAGCACUUAACAGAGCAGAUACAAAAGCACUAACCUGGCUCUUGGCCCGAUGGGGUCAGGGCGGAGGGCGAAGCAGCAAAACCGUUGCAGCGUUACCACCACCCGGGACUGUCUUUGUGUGGCUGUGGCACCUCUGGGGCGUCCCCAUCCUCGCGGCGGUUCAUCUCCCAUCACCUGCUCCGGGGCUGGACAAAGCUGCUCAAAACCCCGAGGCCCGGGAUCCUGCAAGCCCCCUGGGCUGUGCGUACACCGCAAACUGAUGGGGAUCGCCUCAGGCCGGCGAGGGCUGGGAGUGGGUUGUACAGCCACCCGUGGGUGUGUGUUUCCCUUCUGGAUUUCACCACCAGAGCCCGUGGAACUAUAGGGUGGGGUGGGGGAGGAACUGUGGUUUUGUUUUAGGAGUUGUCUAACUGUCACAAACUUUGCGCUGUGCGCAAAAUGCGGUAAAAUGAUAAUGAAACUUACCUGCUAGAACCUAGGAAUUGUAAAGGCUAUGCAGCCAAAACUUAAUGUAAAGUAGUUAGUACAAUGGAAGUACGGUAUAAAUUAAAAAAAAAAAAAAAAUCUAUCAAACAAACAGCGUGAUUCGUGAGUGCUUUGUUCUUUUUAUUAUCCUGCCUAUUCUAAAGUCUCUUCUGUAAUUUCCAAAUACAGAGAGAGUAUUUGCAGAGACCAACCAGGACCAUCUCUCCAGAACACUGCCUGCCUUUAACACCACCCUUGAAAAAUCCCCAAUUUUUAAUUUUUUUUUUUUUGCUAUGAGAAUCUUCAGCAAAAUUUACACACCAUUUUCUCCUGCCUAGAAAAACACAGGGCAAUAGUCGUAUCUGUCUGCAGGAACCAGAAGAGUGAAAAUACGUCCAAAGAAAAGCAUCUUAAGAUGAUGCACGUAAGAUACCGGAAGGUGCAGGACUAGAGGACAGCCCCUCUUUACCACCUGAGGUAGCUCUCAAGAAGUUCUUAGUUUACUCCUUUUUUGACUUAACAUUGUGACACCAGACGGGGUCCGAAGAGCAGAGCUGAAGUGGGAGAGAGGUUACGUGACCUUACCUAAAAAUCACCAGGGGCAGCAAUGCAGUGGUCAGUGACGGAAACUCUGGAGUUACAAUCGAGUCCCUCCUCUGGUGCUGCGGGUUUAGAGUUAGGAUUAUGCCCCAAAUUGCCCCGAGGUCAGGCAAACUGGUUUAGGGAAAGUGAAGACAUCCAGCUGAAUCUUUCCUCUUUUAGGUUUUAAGGAACCAGUGCCCAGACUACAAGCGUGCUUCAUCUGGAAAAUGCGCUCAAGCUGCCAGACUGGGCUCUGGCCUUGAGAGCGAUCCUACUGUGAAGACUGACUGCAGUGUGGUCGUUUCCUAAAGUUGACACCCACUCUAACAAAAGGAGUUUUGAACAACUGCCAGUUAGAAAUCUGGCCUGGGCCUGACUUACAAAUGGAGUAAUUUCUGUGAUUUUAGCAACACAUAAAAAGCAGCAGAACAAAGCAGAGGAAAUUCCACAGGUGGAAAGCAUGCCUUGAUUCACAAGCACUUUGUAACUAUUUAGAAGCGGUCAGGGUAGCAAAAUUUGUCAACUCUUGCAAGCAGCAUAGGCUCCAUUGCAGCAGGGAUGUAACAACAUCUGCUAUAUGAAAAAAAACAAACCUUCCCCUAUUCUGUCUUAAGGUACAAUUCCACCCUGGCCGAUGUUUCUGCCCCUUUUUUUUUUUUUUUUCCUCCUUGUAAUCCUAGUUGUU